UCCCGGAGGGUGUCCUCACAAGCCCCGCCCCCUGCCCUCAAAUGAGCUCAUUCCUCAAGCCCCGCCCCCUCCGCGCCCGGUUCGUCGCGCACGGUCGGUGGCCCCGCUCUCCGGGGGGUGUCCUCGCAAGCCCCGCCCCCUGCCCUCCGCUCCAGGGGCGCCUCGCGCGCCCGGAGGAACCACACACUAUGCAGAUCCCGCGAGGGCGCGGCGUGUAGGGUGGGAGUCCCGGCCGCCAGGGCGGGGUCCUCCACAGGCCCGCCCAGCCGCCUGCGCCUCCGCGCGCCAAAGUCAAAGUGCCGGUCCCGCCGGCGCGAGAUUGACGCUGCAACCCUGAGCCACUGGUUCCGCCGCCGUGUUCCUGCAGGUCCCGCGCCCGAGCCGUCUGGAGCUAGGCAUGGCCACCCCACCUAAGAGGUUCUGCCCUUCUCCCUCGACCAGCUCUGAGGGGACCCGCAUCAAGAAGAUCUCCAUCGAGGGGAACAUCGCUGCUGGGAAGUCAACAUUUGUGAAUAUCCUAAAGCAAGUCUGUGAGGAUUGGGAAGUGGUUCCCGAACCUGUUGCCAGGUGGUGCAAUGUGCAGAAUACUCAAGAUGAAUUUGAGGAAUUGACAACAUCUCAGAAGAGCGGAGGGAAUGUUCUUCAAAUGAUGUAUGAGAAGCCUGAACGGUGGUCUUUUACCUUCCAAUCGUACGCCUGUCUCAGCCGGAUCCGAGCUCAGCUUGCCUCUCUCAACGGCAAGCUCAAAGAUGCAGAGAAACCUGUAUUAUUUUUUGAACGAUCUGUGUAUAGUGACAGGUACAUUUUCGCAUCUAAUUUGUAUGAAUCUGACUGCAUGAAUGAAACAGAGUGGACAAUAUAUCAAGACUGGCACGACUGGAUGAAUAGCCAGUUUGGCCAAAGCCUUGAAUUGGAUGGAAUAAUUUAUCUUCGAGCUACUCCAGAGAAAUGCUUAAACAGAAUAUAUAUACGGGGAAGAAAUGAAGAACAAGGCAUUCCUCUUGAAUAUUUAGAGAAACUUCACUAUAAACAUGAAAGCUGGCUCCUUCAUCGGACUCUGAAAACCACCUUUGAUUAUCUCCAAGAGGUGCCUGUCCUCACACUGGAUGUUAAUGAAGACUUUAAAGACAAACACGAAAGUCUGGUUGAAAAGGUCAAAGAAUUUUUGAGUACUUUGUGAUUGCACAGGAGACAACAGGCAACAAAAUGUUUCCGGACACUUCAGUUUUGUGUAUUGUCAUAGCUUGAUAUUCACACAAAAGUCUUUACAGGAUUCAAGUUUUUAAAUCACUUUCGUUUUUAAGGAAAAGCCCUUUUCUUUUAUAUAUAUAUAUAAUAUUUGUAAUUGUAUAUAAAACUUUGUGUCCCUCCUUUU
This is a messenger RNA of Mastomys coucha (southern multimammate mouse), 1375 nucleotides long. It is a transcript of the gene Dck, whose product is annotated as deoxycytidine kinase. The transcript has 7 exons. NCBI's taxonomy places the organism in Eukaryota, Metazoa, Chordata, Mammalia, Rodentia, Muridae. The coding region runs from base 398 to 1180 and encodes 260 amino acids. The record is from RefSeq and is a predicted model, not a curated record. Gene Ontology annotation, cellular component: cytoplasm; mitochondrion. Gene Ontology annotation, molecular function: ATP binding; deoxycytidine kinase activity. Gene Ontology annotation, biological process: nucleobase-containing compound metabolic process.